Messenger RNA from Astrephomene gubernaculifera, 1555 nucleotides. The record is from the annotation of a GenBank genome assembly. Lineage: Eukaryota; Viridiplantae; Chlorophyta; Chlorophyceae; Chlamydomonadales; Astrephomenaceae.
AUUUACGUAACUGCCUGCUCAGCAUGUGAUAUGUACCUUCUAUGGCAUGGAGAAGAUGAUGCCAUCGUGAUCGAAUGUUCUAUAUGCAUGGUGGCGGUUUGUCAACAUUUGGUUUUGACAUACAACUAGAAUAUCAAUAUAUUCUUAUGAAGUAGGUUACAGUGCCGGCCCGCGGUGCAAAUAGCCGAAGAUCCGCGACCCCGUGGGGUGCUGUGGAGUGGGUCAUAAUCAUUGCACAACGCUAAGUUACCUUUCCCGCCAAGCCAACCAAAUGAGCGCUAUGGUGGUGGACGAAGACGACGACGCAGCAUUUCAGGCAGACCUUGCAAGGGCCAUUGCGGCAAGCCUUGAGCCGGAUGGAGCGGGUGUUGGCGUCAGCGCGGGCCGCUGCUCCCCCUCGGUGCUGCCUGCUGAGGAUGAGGACGAUGAGUCCUUCCAGCGGCAGCUAGCAGCAGCAAUGGCUGCGAGCGUCCAGUGUGCGCAGGAGGACCAUCGUCGCCGCAGGCACGGACACUGUGACGGAGACGGCAGUUUUGGGGGAAGCGGCAACGGCGGAAAUGACGGCGGGUACGCCGUCCAAGCGCACCUGCAGCUGCAGCCCAGAGCGCAUCCGCCACUGCAACACCACCACCCACUUCAGCAGCAGCAAGAGGACGACGACGUGCAAAACAGUCUCAUUCCGCGCUACCUACCAACCCACCACCUGCCGGACUGCAGCGAGCUGCCUGAGCCGCAGCAACAGCUGCUGCCCCGGGCGGCACCGCUGCCCCGCGAGGGCGGUGGUGGCGCGGUUUGGUCCCCUGCCGGCCUGCUGCUGAAGCCCCUGGCGCCGUCCCAAGCAGCCGUAACGGGGUUCAUGCCGUCUGCGCUACCGCCAACCCUCGACGUCAACCAUCACAGCCAACCAGCAGGAACAGCCUACGUGCACCAGCAUGAGGGUUUGGGCUGUGGCACUAGCAGUAGGGGCAGCGGCGGUGGUAUGGAUGUUGGCCCAUGCGGCCCCUCCUUGUUGUCGCCGUUCGCUGUUGCUCCUGCAUCGUCGGCGCCGGCAGCAACGACUCAUGCCGUACCCUAUUUGGAUCCUGAGCUCUGGUGUCCCUCACGGGCGGUCGGAAACGCAGCAGCAACCCCAGUCGGACGAAAUGCAUACCCAGUUCCGACAGCAGAUGGCCCCGGGAUGUCACCGCUCUCAAAGCUAGCAGCGGUGGCAGCGUCCGCGGCGCAGACGCAUGCCGCGGCAGGCGGUUGCUGCGGUCAGGUGACGGCGGCGUGGCCUCAGGGACCCUGCGCCCCGGCGGACGCAGCAGCGGGGUUGCUUGCUUCGUCGCCCGCCAAGCAUGCUCGUCCGCCGUCGCUUGCCGGUGUGAGCGACUCUGCUCAACCGCUGAUGAAGCGCUCGCGAGCUGCGAGCGACGGCGGCGGCGAGGAGGCUUACCAGACGUCAUCCUUUAACUUCAACCGUGGGAUGGAAAGCAGCCACGGCCUAACAUCGGGGCGGGCUCAGGUCGCAGCAGCAUCAACAGCAACCGCAGAAGGAUAUGACGGCAAUGGGGAG